Messenger RNA from Colletotrichum spaethianum, 1743 nucleotides. RefSeq names its product GPI transamidase component GPI16. Gene Ontology annotation, cellular component: GPI-anchor transamidase complex. The transcript is spliced from 2 exons. NCBI's taxonomy places the organism in Eukaryota, Fungi, Ascomycota, Sordariomycetes, Glomerellales, Glomerellaceae. The record is from RefSeq and is a predicted model, not a curated record. The coding region runs from base 1 to 1743 and encodes 580 amino acids. Gene Ontology annotation, biological process: attachment of GPI anchor to protein.
AUGCGCCAGUUUCUGGCCGCCGUUCUCUUUUCUUGUCUGGCUUCCCUCGGCCUGGCUGCGGAUUACCACGAGCAGCUCAACCUCCGUCCGCUGCCCCUUUCGGCAUUGCUUGCAAGCUUCAACUUCCGGUCCAACACAUCACUGUCCGAUUUCGAGUCGCAAAAUUUCCGAUACUUUCCACGAUCGCUCGGACAGAUCCUACAGUAUGCCGGCACGAGAGAGCUACAUCUGAGGUUCAGCUUGGGACGAUGGGACGCCGAGAGUUGGGGGAGUCGGCCCUGGGACGGCCAGCGCGAGGGCGGAACGGGCGUGGAACUGUGGGCGUGGCUCGAGGCCGAGACGGAUGAGGAGGCUGAUCAGAAGUGGUUGACCCUCACCAAUGCUCUCUCGGGUCUCUUCUGCGCAUCACUCAACUUCGUCGACGGAACCCGAACCACCCGCCCCGUUAUGUCAUUUCAACCAGAGGGUGACCAUCCCGAGGCCUCUAUCCCGAACAUGCAGCUUCUACAUGGUGUCCUUCCGAAAGAGGUGGUCUGCACAGAGAACUUGACUCCUUUCUUGAAGUUGCUUCCCUGCAAAGGAAAGGCUGGCAUCUCAAGUCUCCUGGAUGGCCACAAGCUCUUCGACUCUUCCUUCCAGAGCAUGGCGAUUGACAUCAAGCCUGUGUGCCCCGAGGGUCAGGAGUGCAUUCUGCAAAUCGAACAGACAAUAGACAUGGUUCUCGACAUCGAUCGAUCCAAGCGUCCCCGAGACAACCCGAUCCCUCGCCCACCACCGAGCCAUGAACUGAAGUGCGACACCUCGAAACCCUACAACUCCGAUGACACGUGUUACCCGCUUGGUCUCACCACCGGUCAAGACUGGGCACUCUCCCAGCUGUUCGGCAAGUCCAUCAAGGGAACAUGCCCCCUGACGGAUGAGGACGUUCCUCCAGUGUGUAUUGAAGUGCCUCAUUCGAGAGGUGUCUUCACAUCUGGAGGAGCUGCAGAAAUUCUGAACCCAAACGGUGCAUCCAGAUGCUUUAAGAUUGGGUCAGAGUCGGAGCUCGAGAUUGUUCUUCCUCUUGAGAACAAGGAAGGUCAGGAUCCUACUAAGGAGCUUGUCGAGCCGCCUACCCCUCUCAUCUAUGCUGAGCGCAGUUUUACCGGACACGGUCAAGAACAUGGUGGCAUGCAGGCCAUUCUCACGAAUCCGAGCAAGGAUACUGAGGUGGAGUUUAUCUACAUGGAGUCGCUGCCUUGGUUCAUGAGGGUGUAUCUCCACACUCUGAACGCCCGUAUCGAAGGUUCUGCGGGUUCGCAACCGCCCGUUAUUGAGGACAUCUACUACCGCCCUGCUGUCGACCGUGCCAGAGGCACGCAACUCGAGUUGCGCAUGCGCAUUCCUCCCUCUUCAACUGUCUUCCUAACCUACGACUUUGAAAAGUCAAUUCUUCGCUACACGGAAUACCCGCCUGAUGCUAACCGCGGUUUCGAUAUUGCGGCGGCGGUCAUUACUACAUUGAGCCCACGUACGCAAAGUACGCGGACUACCACCCUGCUGCUGAACCUGCCAACACCAGACUUCAGUAUGCCAUACAAUGUCAUCAUCUUCACGUCGACAGCAAUUGCGCUCGCUUUCGGCGGCAUGUAUAAUAUCCUAGUUCGGAGACUGGUCGGCGCCGAUGAAGGCCCCAGCCCGGUUCUCAAGGCCAAAAUUGGCAGACUCUUGGGAAAGAUUAAGGGUUUACUCUCUAAGAAAUAG